Messenger RNA from Neurospora tetraspora, 982 nucleotides. RefSeq lists its product as uncharacterized. The record is from RefSeq and is a predicted model, not a curated record. Bases 161 to 808 code for a protein of 215 amino acids. Lineage: Eukaryota; Fungi; Ascomycota; Sordariomycetes; Sordariales; Sordariaceae. The transcript has 2 exons.
UGAAAGUUCACUACUGAUUGUGAAUCACCUCAAACGACCUCUCGAGUAUCAAUGGUCUAUAAAAAGUUUAAAAAAAUUGUCGAAAACAUGAAACUUCGUAGACUUCACUCAAUCUACUUCUUGAACAACCAUCAAGUACUUGAAUUUCAAACCAGUCAAAAUGGACACCUGCCGCGAUGAUCCCCUAGUCCAGGCCGUCACGGCCUACGUAAAGGACUACAUGAGCAACUACGACGCGUCCCACGACUGGAGCCACAUCGAGCGUGUCGUCGGGCUAUCGCACUACAUCUACUCCAAGUCCGCCAACAAGGAUUCCCUCGAUCUUCGCACCAUUCACCUCUCAGCUCUUCUACAUGACGUCGGUGACAAGAAAUAUCUCAAGUCAGACCAAGACCCCACCACCCUCAUCGCUACCCUCCUCACAUCCCUCUCCUGCCCCGCCCCCCUCGCCUCCAAAAUCCAAACCAUCUGCCUCAACGUCUCCUACUCAACCGAGACCAAGAACCCUGCCAACCCUGGCUUCAUCAACUCGCUCAUUGAGCAGCACCCAGAGCUAGCAGUGGUGCAGGAUGCAGACAGGCUGGAUGCCGUCGGCGCCGUGGGGCUGGGACGCAUGUUCACGUUCGGCGGAGCGAAGACGGGGAGGGACAUGGCGGGCAGUAUGGAGCAUGUGGAUGAGAAGCUGGUGAGGUUGGUAGACUUGGCGAAGACGGACGUGGGUAGGGAGUUGAUGAUGGAACGGACGGAGAGGUUGAGGGCUUUUCAGGGGUGGUGGGGGGAGGAGGUUGGGUUUGUUAAGGGUCUUUAGUAGCAUGUCGUGUGGGCAUGGAGUGAUGAGUGACGGGGGCUUCAGAUGCCAAAACGACGGGGAUGGAAAGGCUAAGGUCGACCAGCUAAAGGAUAGGAUUGAUCAUAGGCAGACAGACACAUCUCCCUUAGUGAUCAUAGAUCUUAAAAUGCAAAAUUACAAGUUGUUUUUGUA